Messenger RNA from Hansenula anomala, 1179 nucleotides. It is a transcript of the gene MRM1, whose product is annotated as Mrm1p. The transcript has 2 exons. Gene Ontology annotation, cellular component: mitochondrion. The record is from RefSeq and is a predicted model, not a curated record. NCBI's taxonomy places the organism in Eukaryota, Fungi, Ascomycota, Saccharomycetes, Phaffomycetales, Wickerhamomycetaceae. Gene Ontology annotation, molecular function: RNA methyltransferase activity; RNA binding. The coding region runs from base 1 to 1179 and encodes 392 amino acids. Gene Ontology annotation, biological process: rRNA methylation.
AUGCUAUCUGUUAGAAGAUUCAGUACUUCAACUACACUUUAUAAGCGUAUUCUUCCAGCAGUUGAUGUAUCUCAUAUCACAAGUCCAGGAAAUGGUAGACCUGAAGGGUUUGAAAGAAAUUUCCCAAUAGCAAGAAGACAGAAGGCAUGGGAGAAAACUGGUGAAGAUAAAGAAACGUAUUUUAAGAGAAAACAUGCACAUACACAUGCUAUGCAAAAGAAGAGAGCAGAUGCUGAAUCUAAUGAUUUUAAUGACAUGAAUGAUUUCGAAUCAAGACCAAGACGUGAAAAAAGAGAAGUAUACAGUGGUAUUAGACCUUCACCAUUAUCUGAAUUUAUCUAUGGUACAAAUUCAGUGUUUGCUGCAUUAUCUGCUAAAAGAAGAGAGUAUUUUAGUAGGUUAUUAACCUUCAAUCCAAAACCUGAGGAUCAAGAAAUUAUUGAUUUGGCUAAAAAGGAAAACAUCAGAGUCCAAAGGGCAAAAGAUAAAAAUGAAUUGAAUAUAUUAUCAAAUAAUGGUGUUCAUAAUGGAUUUGUUUUAGAGACUAAGCCAAUGACACCUCAACCUAUUCAUUAUUUAGAUGAAUCCAAUUUUGAAAAAGGUACUUAUAGAAUCAUUGAUGAUGAACUUGGUGAAAAAAUUACAAGGGAAUGCAAAACUGAAAAUCCACAUCCAUUUGGUGUUUACUUGGAUGAAAUUAGUGACCCUCAUAAUGUUGGUGCUAUUAUAAGAUCUGCUUAUUUCCUUGGUGCUGAUUUUGUUGUUGUUUCAAGUAAAAACUGUGCUCCAUUAUCUCCAGUUGUUUCUAAAACAUCUGUGGGUGCAAUUGAAUUUUUGCCAAUCUAUAGUGCAACUUCACCAUUAAGCUUUUUAGACAAAUCAAGAGAAAAAGGUUGGAUAGUGGUUAGUGGUGCAGAAGCUUCACAUCCUACAGAUUCUAAGAUUAAUCAAACAUUGCGUUCUAAAGAAUUUGAAUAUGGUGCAUUGAAUAGUUUAUUAGGUGAAUCCCCAGUUUUAUUAGUUGUUGGUUCUGAAGGUAAAGGUAUUAGAACAACAAUGAAGUUAAGAAGUGAUUACCUUGUUCAAAUUGCUAGUCACCAAAAUGUUAACCCAAUGGUUGAUAGUUUGAAUGUGAGUGUUGCAACAGGACUUUUGAUCCAAAAGAUCAUGGAUAUUUAG